Molecule: messenger RNA, 1341 nt
Organism: Anthostomella pinea
Lineage: Eukaryota; Fungi; Ascomycota; Sordariomycetes; Xylariales; Xylariaceae
Source: the annotation of a GenBank genome assembly
AUGGGGUUACUCUCACUCAAAUAUCGCCGUCCCCAACAUGUCGACAGGGAAGAUUUCAGAAGGAGGACCAGCGACCUCUCGCUCGAUGAGAAAAGAGAUGCUUCACUCAGUUCAGGCCCAUCCGGUGCAUCAUCUGGCAUUCCAGACGCGCUCACCUUUGAAAAGAUCAUGAACGGCGGUACUUGCCCGCCAUGCACCAUACGUGAUUUCAUGAACUACCUCGUCUAUAUCGAGCAUUCAGCUGAGAACCUGCAAUUCUUUCUCUGGUACCGCGACUAUGUCAAGCGCUUCAAUGAUGCCACCACCUCAGACAUUGCUCUGGCUCCGGAGUGGACGAAGGCAAUGGAAGAAGACGCCAUCACCAAGAUCCAGAAAGAUGCUGCGGGCAAGAUUAAGAAGGACAACACGCCUGCGGCGGCCAUCUUCAAAGGAACCUGCUUUGAGAAGCCGGCCGAGUCAGUGAUCGAAAACAAGGAUCCCUUCUGGACCCCUCCUGCAACUGCGGACAGCGGAGAUGCCCUCUCGAUACUGUCGGGAACACGCACAAUAUCCACAUAUCAAACGCAUACUCGUGACGCCUUCAGCGCUGCCGGUGCGAAGCAGCCCUUCACGAUUCAACCCUUCCGAGCCGAGAUCAACCGCGUGAUAGCGACGUACAUCGUUGACGACGCUCCACGGCAGCUCAACCUCUCUGCGCGGGAGAUGAAGGCCGUCGUGCAGGCCCUCUCCUACACCACCCAUCCCUCCGCCUUCCGAUCCCUGGCCCGCAACAUCGAGAACACGCUCCGAAAACAAGCCCACCCCAACUUCAUCCGCUGGACCAUCUGCAACGGCAACCCGGCCCGUGUCACCUUCGCGUGCGGCCUCGGCGUCGGCACCAUCCUCGUCUCCACCCUCGGCGCCAUCCUCCUGGCGCUGAGCGGCGCGAAGCGGGGCUGGCGCGCGCUCCUCGCCAUCGGCUGGGUGAUCGGCAUCGCGACGCUGAUCACAGCAUGCAAGGGCAUGUGCGUGGUGCUGCACGGGAUGCACCACCGACACGUGCGUCCAUGGGAGCUAUUCGACGACAACAGCGACCACGCCAGCCAGGAGGAGCUGCGCGAGUCCAAGCGCAGCUUCGAGUCGUUCGGGUCGGGCAACAGCUACGAGGACGAGCCGUGGGUGGUGAAGUACGACCGCCGCAACGUCGUGUGCAAGGUCUUCGACCGCCAGGUCUGGAUCCAGGAGCCCGCGCUACGCCAGAUCCAGGACACCAUCUUUGUCCAGUCGAUGCUGUCGGCGCUGCUGGGCGCGGCGAUCUUGACGGCCGUCUUCGUUGCUGUCCCUGCUGGUGACUACUAUUGA